GCGAACCUUUAAUAUACAAAUUAUAUUGUCAAUUUUAAAAUCAUAGAUCAAUUAUCAUUUGAUUAUAUGACAGCUGUAUCAUUUCGGCUGGGUUGGUAUCAGUUCGACACUAGAACUGAAAACUUCAGCUUGAAUUAAAAAACCUCAGUUAGUUAUGGAUCGUCUCUUAUCGUUGUUUGGUGUGAUUUCUCUCUUUGCCUUCCUUAUCUAUCGUUGGUAUAGAAAACAUUUCGAUUUUUGGAAACACCACCCAGUGGUGCCAAGUGUUCAGGGUCGUAUCUUCGGAGGAAAUUUAAACGAGAUUUUAACGCUGAAAACCAAUUUCAGUUUCCAUGUGAAAACCAUUUACGACAAUGAACAAUUUUCCAAUGAAGCUGCUGUGGGAAUUUACGCCUUAAGACCGGCCCUUUUGCUAAGAGACCCCGAAUUGAUCAAGUCCAUACUUAUACGGGAUUUUAAUUGUUUUGCCAAUCGCUAUGGACGCAGUGAUCCCCAUGCCGAUCCCAUUGGUAAUAAGAGCUUGUUCUUUGCACGCUACAACAGCUGGCGGGAAUGGCGCCUCAAACUCAGUCCAAUAUUUACCAGCGGAAAAAUGAAGCAAAUGUAUCCCCUCAUCCAGCAGGUGGGUGAGAAUUUGGAGGAGUAUCUGCACAAGACGGGCGAGUGUUUUGUGUGUGAGUGCAAACAGUUGGCAAUUCUCUUUACCAUCGACAGCAUUGCGACAACAGUUUUUGGCGUUGCCACCAAUUCUUUGAAGAAUUCUUCAUCCCAGGCCAUAACCCAGCAAAUCCGACAACUGGUGCUGUUUAAUUUGAGAAGGGCCCUAAAUUUCUUUGUUGUCUUUAUGGCGCCCAAUUUGAAUUGGCUCUUUAGGCCAUCAAUUUUUUUUAGGGAAACUGUGGAAUUUUUCAAAACCCACACAACACAAAAUGUAGAAGAACGCAUUAGAAGUCCAAUUAGGCGCCCCGAUAUGAUUGAACUUGUCACAAAACUCCGACAUGAGGUGGUGGAGAAAGGUGGAGAUAUCAAGGAAUUUAUGGAGUUCAUUGUGGCCCAGACAGUGACAUUUUUUUCGGGUGGAACGGAAACCUCAUCGACAACAAUUGCCAAUGUUCUCUUUGAAUUGGCCAAAAAUCCUCACAUCCAGCAACGUCUAAGGCAAGAGCUGUUGGAUGCCUUCUCUAGGGGAAAUGGUUCCAUAUCUUAUGAGGAUCUAAGUGAAUUGGAAUAUCUGAGCAUGGUGGUGGAUGAAACGCUGCGUAUGUACCCAGUUUUCCCUUUGAUUGAAAGGCAAUAUUUGAAUCCCAAGAAGGAGGUAUCUGAGGGAUACUCGCUGAGGCCAUUCUACGAUUUUGAAAUACCAAAUGGCAUGCCGGUCUAUAUUUCGGUCUAUGGUUUGCAUUAUGAUGAGAAAUACUGGACCGAUCCUCGAAAAUUUGAUCCAGAACGUUUUUCACCAGAGAAUAAAGCGAAUUUAAACCCCAUGAUUUAUUUACCUUUUGGAGGUGGUCCCCGCAAUUGUAUUGGCGCCCGAAUGGGCUUAAUACAGGUUAAAACAUGUAUUGCAUAUAUCUUGAAAAACCAUCGUAUUGAAAUAUGUUCGGAAACGAAUUUGCAAACGAAAUUUAAUCCCAAGGCAUUUGUAUUACAAGUCGAGGGCGGUAUCAAUUUGGAAAUAGUUAAAGAUGAAUUAUAUAACAGAUCCGUAACGAAGAAAAUGUUGCAAUUAAUAUUUAUUUUAAUAACAAUUUUCCUACCCAUCUACUGGUGGUACCAGAAGCAAUUUUCCUAUUGGACCCAGCAUAAAAUGGUGCCCAGUGUGAGAGGCAGUAUUUUCAGUGGAUGUUUGCUGCAAGCGCUGCGUUUGAAGACAAAUUUUGGUUAUCACUUGAAGGCAAUUUACGGCAGACCGGAAUUUGCCCAUGAGCCGGUGGUUGGAAUCUAUGGACUACAUGAACCUGCAUUGCUGAUAAAAGAGCCGGAGCUAAUCAAAUUGAUACUUGUGAAAAAUUUCGAUAAUUUUCAUGAUCGAUUUCCUGAGCAAGAUGUGGAACAUGAUCCAAUUGGUGGCCAAGCCUUAUUUAUGGCUUCCUAUGGUAUCUGGAAGGAGAUGCGCAGCAAAUUGAGUCCCCUAUUUACCAGUGCCAAAUUGAAAACCAUGUAUGGACUCAUACAAAAUGUGGCCCAGAAUAUGGAGGGGUAUUUGGAGAAGCAACCACGUGUCCUUCGCUGUGAAAUGAAAGAAUUCUGUGCCCGUUAUACUAUUGAUAUCAUUUCCUCGGUGUUAUUGGGAUUUCAGUCGAAUUCCUUGGAAAAUCCCUCGGAGGAGUUGAGAAAUAUUAUUCGAAAAUUAACGGAAUUCACCAGCAGGAGGGCAUUUGAUUUUGUCAUUGCUUUCUUUGUGCCACAUUUAUCACGAGUGUUUAAAUCGAAAUUGUUGUACGAAGAAACGGAAAAGUUUUUGAAGACUUCCAUUGAUCAGGCAAUCAGGGAGAGAAAAUCAAGUGGUGAGACUCGCAAUGAUUUGAUAGAUAUCCUGGUCAAGUUGAUGGAUGAGGCAGAGGAGAGUGGUCGAGAUAUGUCGCAAUUUAUGAAUUGCCUGUUGGGUCAAGUUGGUAUAUUGAUAUCGGGAGGAUUUGAUACCUCAGCCACAACCAUGUCAAAUGUUUUAUUGGAAUUGGCCAAAUGCCCGGAAAUACAAAAACGUCUUAGAAGAGAAAUUCAAGAGAACUUUGCUGGACACGGUGGUCCAUCCAUAUCUUAUGGGAAUCUUAGUAAAUUGGAAUAUCUAGAUAUGGUGGUGUGUGAGACUUUACGUUUAUAUCCGGUCUUGCCAAUACUGCAGAGAAGAUAUAAUAAGCCAGCCGGGACCAUGGAGCAAUAUUCUCUGCAACCCUAUUCAAAUUUCUCGGUGCCGAAUGAUAUGACAAUGUUUAUUUCCAUAUAUGGCCUACACUAUGAUUCGAGGUACUGGCCUGAACCUCUAAAAUUCGAUCCGGAACGUUUUUCACCCCCGAAUAAAGCAAUGCUGCUGAAUUCAAUGACAUACCUACCGUUUGGUGCUGGUCCCCACAAUUGUAUUGGAGCUCGUCUCGCAAUGCUGCAGUUGAAGUGCGGUUUAGUACAUCUCUUGAAACAUCAUUCGGUUCGAGUAUGUGAUCAGACCGUACUGCAACCGGAAUUUGAAGCUAAAGCAUUUAUAUUGAAAAUUAAAGGUGGAACUUAUUUGGAAAUUGUAAAAGAGACUAACGAAUACGGAAUAGCGAAAUAAAGCGAUUAUGUGAUAGACUUUUUCAUUCCAUACACUAUCUGGAAUUUAUUAACUUCGAAUGUAAUAUUCUUAAAAAAAUAUUAUACCUAGAUAUAUAACUUAUUCCGAGACUUAUAGCAAAGGAAAAAUAAAAUUGUAAUUUAAAAUAAUAAUGU
Molecule: messenger RNA, 3426 nt
Organism: Musca domestica (house fly)
Lineage: Eukaryota; Metazoa; Arthropoda; Insecta; Diptera; Muscidae
Exons: 4
Coding region: 155-3271 (1038 amino acids)
Biological process (GO): insecticide catabolic process; response to DDT
Molecular function (GO): iron ion binding; heme binding; monooxygenase activity
Source: RefSeq, a predicted model, not a curated record